Laccaria bicolor S238N-H82 is the source of this 711-nucleotide messenger RNA. RefSeq lists its product as uncharacterized. The record is from RefSeq and is a predicted model, not a curated record. Gene Ontology annotation, molecular function: sugar-phosphatase activity; beta-phosphoglucomutase activity. Bases 1 to 711 code for a protein of 236 amino acids. NCBI's taxonomy places the organism in Eukaryota, Fungi, Basidiomycota, Agaricomycetes, Agaricales, Hydnangiaceae. The transcript is spliced from 7 exons.
AUGCCUGACACCAUCGUCCAUGUCGAUGCCAUUCUCUUCGAUAUGGAUGGUACCCUAGUUGAUUCCACUCAAGGCGUUGUGGGUGCCUGGCAAACUUUCAGGGAAACAUACCCUGACAUUGACGUACACCACAUAUUGAGCUCCGCGCAUGGUGUUCGUACUGUCGAUAAUCUUAGCAAGUACUGCGGGAUUGAUGACCCGGAUCUGCUUCAGAGCGAGGCAGAGCGUUUUGAACGCGCAAUCGUGACUUCAUCUUCAGAAGCAGGCCGGCAAGGUAUUACCCUUUUGCCCGGAGUCGCGUCGGUAAUGGAGGAGCUUGCCCCGGGGCGUUUUUUACUCAAACCCUGCUGGGCCAUCUGCACAUCCGCAACGCGCCCUUACGCUACCUCUGCGCUCAAGAUCGCAGACGUUCCCAUACCUGACGUAUUCAUUACAGCAGAGGACGUCACACAGGGCAAGCCAUUUCCAGAUCCUUACCUGCUAGGCGCAGAGAAAUGCGGGGUCAAGCCCGAAAAUUGCCUCGUUUUCGAAGAUGCACCUAAUGGCAUUCGUAGCGGCCGGACCGCUGGUUGCAAGACUGUUGCUUUUCUUACCAGUCACAGCAGGGAACAAGUUCAGGCUGCUGAGCCGGAUUUUAUCGUGAAGGACAUGUCAUGUAUAUCCAUGAAACGGACUUCCAACGGCGUGGAGGUGAUAAUCAAGUCUCACUAG